Zea mays is the source of this 2946-nucleotide messenger RNA. Its product is annotated as WEB family protein At5g16730, chloroplastic. The transcript has 3 exons. The coding region runs from base 481 to 2742 and encodes 753 amino acids. Gene Ontology annotation, biological process: reciprocal meiotic recombination. The record is from RefSeq and is a predicted model, not a curated record. Lineage: Eukaryota; Viridiplantae; Streptophyta; Magnoliopsida; Poales; Poaceae.
AUUUCCUAUUUUACUUUCUAUUUCAAAGAUACUCUAACAGUGAAAGAAAAGAAAAGACGAACGCGUUCCAAGCCGUCCGUUCCGUCUCCCUAGCCAGUAGCCACCACCAGCCCACCACGCAUGGCUGCCCGGUGUCCCGGCCACUUCGCCUGCCUCCCUCCCUCCCUCACUCUCUUCCGUCUUCCCAAUGAAAACCUGCGAGGAAAAUGUGAAGACGGGACCCCACGCGACCAACAGCAGACCCACAGGGAUGCUGAUCGGAGGCGGUGUCUUCUACUUGUAGGCGCAACCGCAGGCCGCAGCCCCACCGCUCCCCCGUCCAUCUUCUCCAACUAGUGGCAGCGCGGUCGCAACCGCUCACCCACCGCUCCCUCCCCCAAAUUUCUCCGCAAUCUUAGCACUACCCGUUAGGGAGCAACGCCGACACAGCAAAGGCACAAGAGGAGGCCAGGCAACAGCUGCAGAAACGCAGGCGCCGCAAUGCAGGGCUCCAAUACCAAAUCUAGCUCCGCCGAGGCGAAGAGCAACAGCAAACCGGACAAGGAGAAGAAGGGGGGCGGAGGCGGCACGCCGCCAACCCCCAAGGACAGCAAGCCGCGCAAGCCGGCCGUGCCCAAGGCAAGCGCCGCCGGCCAUGGCACGCCGCGGGCGGCUGACAAGUCCCCCGGCUCGGGGUCGGCCGACCGCAAGGCGCCCACGCCCAAGGCCGCCGCCUCUCGCCUCGCCACGCCUCCCGAGAAGGGGAAGCCCGCAAAGCGGCCGCAGGAGCAGCAGGCGCAGCUUGCCGAGAUCCGUGAAGAGCUCGUGAAGGCCAAAGAGCAGUUGCUGGAGAACGAGAAGGAGAAGUGCAGAGUUCUUGCUGAGCUGGAGCGUGCCAAGAAGGUGGCUGAUGAGGCCAAUGCCAAGCUGCAAGAUGCUCUUGAUGUGCAAAGGAGGGCUAUUGAGGCGCAGGAGGCAGACAAACUCCCUGCCGGAGAGUCGAAGCAGGCAAGCAUCCACGACCAGCAGGAGGAUGAUGACGCUGUGCUGCGGUCGACAGUGGAGCAGCUUGAGAAGGCUAGGUACGAGCUGGCCGAUGCAGUCGAUGCCAAGAAUGAAGCCCUCAGCCAGGUAGAUGAUGCCGUUAGGGCUUCUGAGGUGAAGGCCCAGGAAGUUGAGCAUCUCAUUGCAGAGGUUACACGCCUCAAAGGGCUGGUUGAUUCCAAGGUGGAUGGCAACAGGAAGAAGACUGCAGAGAGGAUUCAGAAUCUUGAAGAAGAGAACUUUGCAUUAAAGCUUGAGCUUCAGAAAAAAAAGGCUGCUGAAGAAAAGGCGGUUCGAUUGGAGCGCAUGAUUGAUGAACUUGAGAGUGAUGUUGAUGAUGCUAGGAAUUUUGGUUCCAAGUCAAAGCAGUUAGCUGAUGAAUGGCAGAAGAAGGCACAGCUUCUCGAGGUCAGAUUGGAAGAGGCUGAUCAGUCUAAUAUUUUGAAGGGUGAAUCUUUGAAUUCAGCAAUGGAAGAAUUGGAUUCAACAAGUAGUUUGCUUCGUGACAGAGAAUCUGAAGUUGCUGCUCUUCGUGACAAAGUAAGGUUCUUUGAGGAUGAGCAGACAAAGCUCAAGAAUGAUAUUGUUGUGUCCGGCCAACGGGCAGAUGCAGCAGAGAAAGAGGCGGCGGAUCUAUGGACAGAGGUUGAAGGGCUUAGGCUGAAGCUCCAUACAGUGGAAGAAGAGAAAAUGGAGGCCCUGAACAGUGAUAAGAGUACUACCUUAGAAACUGAGACCUUGAAUGAACAGAAGAACCAGCUGACUGACAAGCUUGAGGCAAACAAAGAUGAGCUUGAGAAAACUAAGAAGGCAAUGGAGGGUCUGGCCUCAGCCUUACAGGAAAUGUCAGCUGAAUCCAGAGAGGCGCAAGAGAAGUACCUUCUCAAACAAGAUGAGAUUGAGCGUGCUCAGGCACAGGUAGAGGAGCUUAGCUUGAGUCUGAAGAAUACUAAGGAGAACUAUGAGCUAUUGCUUGAUGAGGCAAACUAUGAGAAGGUUUGCCUUACGAAAACAGUUGAAAGACUGAAAGCAGAAGCAAAGAGUGCACAUGAGGAAUGGCAUUCCAAAGAGCUAAGUUUUGUCAAUUCUAUUAAGAAUUCAGAGGAAGAGAUAGUUGCUAUCAGAGUUCAGAUGAUCAGGACCUUGGAGGUUGUUAAAGAGAAAGAACGUGAAAACACUGAGUUGCAGGAGAAGCUGCAGCAGCUUGAGUCUCAGCUAAUGGAAGCAAACAGAAUCAGGGAGGAAGCCAGCGCUGAAACUAUCCGAUGGAAGGAGAACAUAUUAGACCAAGAGAAUGAAUUACAGAACAUAAAACAGGAGAACGACGACCUGCAGGCAAAGGAAUUAGCAGCUUCUGAGAAGGUUAAGGAACUCUCUUUCCAGCUUGCUAAUGUAAAAGAUAGCCUGAUAAAUGGUAACACCAAGGAAGGAGAUAAUGAGAAGGGGGGUACUGAAGAGGAUGAUGAACCUGUUGUGGUAGUUGCCAAAAUGUGGGAGAACGGCAAGUUUGCUGACUGUGAUUCAUCUAAGGAGAAGGAUAAUGAUGGUGACUCGCAGGUUGAUUUGGAAUCAAACAAGGGGGAUGCAGGUCUUGACAGCAAUGGGUUGCACUCAACUAAUGAGAGCAGUGGCAGAGCAUCAACUAAACAGCCGCAACAGCAUAAGAAGCCUUUGCUGAAGAGAUUCGGUGGUUUGCUGAAGAAGAAAAGCGAAAAGUAGCAUAAAACCAUCUGAUGAUAUUCUUUGUUCUAUCUUUUGACAUAUUUCUACAUAUUUCUUUGAUUAGCUAUCUAGUUCCUGAGUCUUCCCCCGAUAUUAUGGUAAACUGAGUGAUGGAUGCUUCAAAGAAUACAAAAUGUCGCCUGUAUUUACAUCACUGCCAUGUCUUACUUUUUUGUAUGUUUGGCGAUCAUUUGUUUGCCA